Molecule: messenger RNA, 4488 nt
Organism: Linum trigynum
Lineage: Eukaryota; Viridiplantae; Streptophyta; Magnoliopsida; Malpighiales; Linaceae
Source: the annotation of a GenBank genome assembly
CCCACCACAAUCACUCACGCUCUGUUUGGAAAGAGGAGGAAGUGUAGGGGGGCGCAAAAUCAAGGGGUAAAUUCCAUUCCCAAUGAUUUUGCACCUGUUUGGGAACAUUUUGAACAGUAGGGGGGCGGGCAGUUAGAGGUGCAAAACUACUGUUUGAACAAGCCCCCCAAAUUGGGGUGGAAGUGGAGAGAGAAAAAUUGACGAGGCUUUCAUUCAUUUUUUUUUUGUUUCUUUCUAAAUUCCUUUUCCUCAAUUUCGUUAGUUAUUUCUUCUCCCAAUCGUCUUCUCCGAUUGUACCCAGGCUGCACUCGUUCCUCCUUCCGCGACGGCAAAGCUGCUCUGCCUUCAGACCGGAUUUCCUCUCCGGCAGCUGCCGUCCUCAAUUCCUAGCUCGUUGGUGGCCUGUAAAACAGAGUAUCUGAAGGCGGGGAAGAUGAAAACAACAACAACGAUAGCAAAAUUGAGUGUCCACCGGCCUGUUGUCCCCUCCGUCGUCCCAGAUCGGAGGACUCGUCCCACAUGCAAAUCCAGAUCAAUAAACCACUCACCUAGAUCUGUUUUGGUCGCAGCUUAGAGCCAUAAAAAUUGGUCGUGUGGUUGCCUGGUGGCUUGAUCCAAAGGACUGAAGAGGCAAGCAGGAGAGGGAUAUUUCCCAAGGUUAGAGACGAAGAAGUGAAGAUGGGAGAAAGAAAAGCUUGUUUUUUUUUUGUGGAAGAGAGAAGGAGAAUUGGGCGGCAACAAUGGGGGAAGGGGGUUGGAUCAGAAAGAUUGGGGAGAGAGAAGAGAGAGUGGGAAGUAAAAAGCUAAAAAGAAUAAGAAAAUCAAAUAUAAUAUUAAUUUUUUAUUACUUUAUUCACUUUUAUAUUAUAAAUAAUAUAUCAACACCUCUAUUUACACCCUCCUACUUUUUCUCCCAAACAACAAUUUGCACCCCAAUUUGCACCCUUUUAUAAUUUGCUCCCUCCAACAAUUUACCCCUCACUUUGCACCCUCCUCGAAUUUGCACCCCCCUUGUUGCCAAACAAAGUGUCAAUAUUGAGAGAUUUACAAUCUUUACUUUUUGUUGAGAUUCUUCACAAUCACAACUUCCAAAUAACCCCUUAACAUGCAAAUGCCAAAGAUUGUGAAACCAUACAGAAAGUUGUAUCGACAAAGGAUUUUAUACAGAAAUCAAAGUUUAAUCAUGGUUCAACAAUUUCAUAUAGCCAAAAAUAUUUAAUUUUCGAAUUGAUUAGAUGUUUUCUUUCUCCUGGUCUUUCUUUUUAAAUUUGAAAAAUGUUUCGGGUUCGCCUAAAAAGAAACUCAGAAAACCUUAAUAAAAGCAAAGCGACAUGUCUUCCACCCACAUUCUCUACUCCACUCCACCCCACCACUAACCCACUCCUCCUCUCCCUCUUCUCUUUUUAUUGGGCCCUCUGUUUCUGUUUCACCAGUGCCUGCAAAUCCAGCGGAAACUUGACUGUCUCCUCCAUUUUUUUUUAUUAAACCCUCCCUUCUCCUUCUUCUCCUCCUCCUCCCUCUUCCUUCCCACCACACAGACUCUCAUUCCCUCCCUAAUCUCUUCAUCACUCUGUUCUUCCCCCCACCUUCUCUAAUGGCUACUCUCUCCGUCGCAGACCCGGACCCCAGGGUUCCUCUCAAACCCGAGUUCCACUUCCCAUCCGAGUUCCCAUACGAGUUUGACUCGUCCCCCGACACUGAUAGCGGCGACGACGAGGACGAUUUCUUCGCCGGGUUAACUCGUCGCCUGACUCAGCAGCUCUCCUUCAAGUCCCAGAAGAACCGGGUUGUGGUCGGGUCGCCCGAGUCGACGCUGAACGGGUUGGGAAGCAUGUCGGUUUCGAGCAACGGGAGCCCCAACGGAGCUUCGUCGCCGACAACCGCCACUACUACGUCCCCGUUUGGUGCUAAAACCGACACGUGGGAUCUGAUUUACGAAGCCGCCGGACAAGUGGCGAGGCUGAAAAUGGCCACCGCCAGCAGCAACGGCGGAGCUUCUAGCAAGAGCUGUAGUAACUUUAAGGGGAUUCCCUCAUCUGGGUCGUUUUACCCUCUCAGCCACAAUAUUCCGCAGCACGUGGCUCAGAAUCAGCAGUUGAGGCACGAACAUGCAGCUCCAAGGGGACAGUUGCAUUUGGUUUGGGAGAGGCAGCAGUUGCAGCAGCAAGUGAAGGCAGCCAACUGGCAGAAAUUUCAGCCGCCGCAGCCGCAGAUCUCUUGCGGUAAAGGUGUGUAUGAAAGCGGAAGAUUUGUUGUCCGGCCGCCGCCUCAGCCGCUGCCCGCUUGGCCGCCGCUUCAAACGAAUCGUGCUCAAUACAACCAAAAUCAAACUCUAUCGAGUUCGAAUUUGGGAACUAGGGCAUCAGCAGGGUAUGUGGGCGGCGGAUUUGGUUCUAGUUCAAAGAGGGAAUGCGCUGGGACAGGGGUUUUCCUUCCUCGUAGAUAUUCGAACCCUACAGUGGAUUCCAAGAAGAAGCCUGCUCCUUCUGCUUGCUCAGCAGUUCUUCUGCCGGCGAAGGUUGUCCAUGCACUCAACUUGAACUUGGAGGAGACGGCGAGUUAUAGCAACCAGGGUCAGUCUCGUAUCAACGCCUCUUUCGCCGCUGAUUAUGCGGCCCUGUUGGCAAGAAGGAAUGCGAUGUUGGCACAGCAGCAACAGAAGAGAGCAAUGCUUGCCGAAAGUGCAUUGAUAAGCCAUGAAAUUGGGGCUGCUCUGCCUCAAGAGUGGACGUACUGAUUCGCAAGGUCUUUGGUUUUGGUGGAACUGGUGAAGGAAGGAGGUAUAGCAAGAAGCAGAAUGAUAGUAGGGAUUAGGGUUUUUUUUUUGGGGCCAUAUUAGGCAACAUUAAUAAGAUGGGUUUUUUUAGACUUUAGUUGAAGGAGAGAACUGAAGAAGUUAUCAAGUUCCUCUUCUUGUUUUUGGGGUGUUGAUUUUGAACCAGGCAGGAGUAGAAGUGGGAGAAGAUAGUGAAGAAUGAAGAUGAAGAAGGGGGGUAAUUUUGUUUGUAAUAAUGUGGGUAUCAUUAGUAAUAAACUAGAGUGGGGUAUUUGUUAGUUAUUAUAUUAAUUAUUGGUUUUGAUGUCCUUUAGGGAACAGGAAGGGAAGGUUCUUUGUAAUCCAAGGGGAAAAGAAAGAACAGUAGAAAAGAGGGAAUGGAGACAUCUUAAAUCUAUAAGUUCUUCUGUUAUCUCUCUCAGUCUCUCCAGGAGCUCUCUAGGCUCUGUUUAGGAUCCAGUAAUGUCUCUCUCAAGACUCUGUAAAAUGGUGUUACUUUCCAGUUUUUACCAUUACUAUUUACUACCCUCUUCCUCCCCUAGGCGGACUGUAAAAUUCUAAUAAAGGUUGAAAAUGAAAGAAAGGGAAUUUCCUUCUUUUUUUUUUUUGAAUGGUUUGGCGUGUUGGGUUGUGCUCUGCUUUUCCUAUUUUUUACUCUGCUUCGUCUGUUAGCUUUUUUACUUUGUUGAUGUCGCCGAGGCAGAGGGCUGGGGUCUUUGAACCAAGAAAGUGAAAGGGCAAGAAGAAGAAACCAAGUGGAUCCAAUAUGUUGUUGGGUUGUAACUUGUACCUUUUAAUGCAGGCCGGCUGGCUGCUUCUUUGACCAUAAUAGUUUAACUUUAACAAGUUGCUCUCUCUCUCUCUCUCUCGUUCUCGUUGGAAUAUCUGUAAACAAAAGGGGAAAAGAAAGAAUGGGUUGCUGCAUGCAGAGAUUAGGAGACAAAGUGACAUGCUCUCAACUUCCUUGGGCUCUGUGUUAUUAUUAACAGUCGUGAGAGUUUAACUUCGAAAUCUGCACCAACACUAGGGAGGUUUCCAAUACUACACACUACCACUUCAACUUUUUACAAAAUAAAAGGCUAGUGGUAUAAUACUCCUAUUAUUCAUGUUACUCAAAACUUAUCCUUUUGGUAUAAGUGAAGAUUGUAAAAAUAAUAGCAUUUGUGUUUGCAGAUAAAAUUAUAGCUCAAACUGUUCAGAUUCCGGAGUUAUAAAUUAUAAUGCUAUGAAUUCGCUUCUUAAGGCACCUACCUCUCAUUUUUUAUAAGAGUAAACUUAAUUUGUUUCAAAAUGUUGUCAUGUUAUAAAUAUCGUGAUAAAGUCAUGAUCGAUUGAUUACUAGAGCGAAUAACAAAACACCGGAUAAGCUCAAGUGAUGAGUUUUUUUUUUUUUGCCUUGAUCUACACCGAUAUUUGUAUUAAAGAAAGGAGAGGGUUGAGGGGGAAAGUGGAAAAGGGCGGGCAAAGGUGAAAUGGGUUGCUGCUGCAAAUUAGCUUUGCUUCAGCUUGAAGCACCAGAUUUCGUAAUACAGAAACAAUCAAAUCCAAUCCAAUCCUCCUCUGUUCAUUUUUGCUUUUUAUUUUAUAUCUUACUUUGGAUCCAGUUGUUCGAGUACAACAGGACUGAUGUGUUGUGAACUGAGAUUGGAAUUGGAUGGACCAUUUGGGUUCAUGAAACGCAAUUUUGAAGCUAAUAAAUAAAUAUUUUUUUU